AUGAGAUCUGUUACUACUGAAACAUCUGCUUGGGGUAUUGGCAAAUUCGCGGGGAGGGAUAGGACAUGGAAGAGUAGAAAUUCUGAAGUGAUUGCGAAGGCGCCUCUGGAAUAUGCAAGAACUAUGCCACAAAUGAGGAAGCCUGAAGCUGGGAUCAACGUGAGUCAGGAUUCUGUGAAGCCCAGAGAAGUGAAUCCAUCAAAGAGAGAGACAACAUUGGCUGGAUCAAUACUUGAGAGAGAGGAAAGAGUGCCACGGCUUUCAGGACAACAUAUGGAGGACAUAGAAAACUGUCACCAUCCUGACUCAACCCCCACUCCAUCCAUGGACAGCUUCGAAUAUAUAUUCCACUUUGUGCUUGCUUUAAUUAUUGUUAGUUUCUUAAUGGUGCAGUUAUAA
Fraxinus pennsylvanica is the source of this 399-nucleotide messenger RNA. NCBI's taxonomy places the organism in Eukaryota, Viridiplantae, Streptophyta, Magnoliopsida, Lamiales, Oleaceae. The record is from the annotation of a GenBank genome assembly.